AGGGGCCAGCCUUGCCAAAUCGAGAACAUAAAGGUUUACGUGGCCUGACGAAGGAGAUUUCCAUCGUGUGAUAAUGGGAAACAAAGACGGCUUAAAAAGAUGUAUGAUGUGUGGCCUUGGAGUAGUUUUCUGUUCCAGGCCAGAGGCUGGUCAGGAUCCACCCCCAGUGCUGGACUCGGUUCUUAGCAGUACUUCUCUUUCCAAGACACCCUCCUGUCAGUAUGCAGGGGACCAGGGGCUCUUCCCGUCCUCCUUGUGUUAGGAAAGCCCCAAGCCCGUGUUUAGGCAACCAAGGCGGACAUUUCUAGGCUCCACUCCCUUAAUCUCCUCAUUGAAAUUCAGGAAGCCGUGUGCCUGCCCCUGGCUGAAGUGCGGUUUGGCUGAGCUUUUGUUCCAUUUAUGAAUAGUUCUUGCUGGAAGUCCAUCACCCAGAGGCCAGCUCUCCCCACAGCCGGACAACAGCAGAGUGGCAUGCCUGUUUCCAGGGCCAUGACACGGGAGGGGCAGUUCAGGGAGGAGUUGGGCUAUGACCGGAUGCCCACACUGGAGAGAGGUCGGCAGGACACAGGACGGCAGGACGCAGGCAGCUACACACCCGACUCAAAGCCGAAGGACCUGCAGUUGUCCAAGAGGUUACCCCCGUGCUUCAGCUACAAGACAUGGGUAUUCUCUGUGUUGAUGGGGAGCUGCCUUCUUGUGACCUCUGGGUUUUCGCUCUACUUGGGGAACGUGUUCCCCUCCGAGAUGGAUUAUUUGCGCUGUGCAGCAGGCUCCUGCAUCCCCUCAGCAAUCGUGAGCUUCGCUGUUGGGAGGAAAAACGUCAGUGCGAUUCCCAACUUUCAGAUAUUGUUUGUUUCCACGUUCGCUGUUACCACGACGUGUCUAAUCUGGUUUGGCUGUAAACUGAUCCUGAAUCCGUCAGCAAUAAACAUUAAUUUCAACCUCAUCCUGCUCCUGCUGUUGGAGCUCCUCAUGGCAGCCACAGUGAUCAUCUCCGCACGGUCCAGUGAGGAGUCCUGCAAGAAGAAGAAGGGUUCCAUCUCGGAUGGCACCAACAUUCUGGAUGAAGUGACUUUUCCUGCUCGGGUCCUAAAAUCCUACUCUGUGGUAGAAGUAAUUGCUGGUGUCUCCGCUGUCCUUGGGGGAGUAAUCGCUCUAAAUGUAGAUGAAGCUGUCUCAGGCCCACAUCUUUCAGUGACAUUCUUUUGGAUUCUAGUGGCUUGUUUCCCAAGUGCCAUUGCCAGCCAUGUGACAGCAGAGUGUCCCAGCAAGUGUCUGGUGGAGGUGCUGAUUGCCAUCAGCAGCCUUACAUCCCCACUGCUGUUCACCGCCUCUGGAUACCUGUCCUUCAGUGUGAUGAGAAUCGUGGAGAUUUUUAAAGAUUACCCACCAGCCAUCAAAUCCUAUGAUGUGCUGCUCCUGCUCUUGCUGCUGGUGCUGUUGCUUCAGGGGGGCCUCAACACUGGCACAGCCAUCCAAUGUGUGAGCUUCAAGGUCAACGCCCGGCUACAGGCUGCAUCCUGGGAUGCCCAGACCUGUCCCCAGGAGCGCCCAGCAGGGGAGGUGGCCAGAAGCCCCCUGAAGGAGUUUGACAAGGAGAAAGCCUGGAGAGCUGUGGUGGUACAAAUGGCCCAGUGACUACAGGACAGGGAGGCCGAGUCUUGGUGUCUGCCUGGCCUCCGGCAUGUUCAACCGUACAGACUCUAACCAUCCUGCAACAACUGCUUUCUAACACUCUUUCCCUCCUGUGAGGGCCGGCCAGGCUGCUGCAUGGUUUUCACUUUCUGUAGUGGUUUAACUUUGGAACAGGCGAACGUUGAAGGUUGUGCCCUGUCGGGAGGGUCAGAUCUGUACUUCCCAGGUGACCCUGCUGGCCUAGGUCAUCCUUGUUCUCCAGCCCUCUUCACUCCCCGAUUUGAUCCUUACUCACACAUAGGGCCUGAUAUUUUGGCCUCAGGGCAUUCCCCUGCCUCCGCAUGCUUGCCGCAGUGCGGGGAUAGUUUGACUGUGAGAGUCACUUUGGCUUUGGUGAAAAUCAUGGCCAACAGAUGGUUUGUAUACCACCCCCCAAACCCCAGAGAUCACCGGGAUUCUCUCAACUGACAAGAGCACCGAGGAAUCCACAGUGAGUUGGGCCCCUUGUAAAACUGAGAACCGUUUUAGGAACUGCUUUCCUGCCUGUGCACUUUCACUGAAUCUGUUUUGUUCUUCCGGGAGGUGAGCGGCAAUGUUCCUUACUGAGCUGGGGUGUAUCAGUGGGUUCCAAGGAGGCUAAUGGAAAGACGAGAGGUGCAUUUUGUGCCCCCCAAAGAGCUGCCAGGGCCAGGGAGAUAAUGAAAACCCUUCUAGACUUCUUACUAAAUGCACAUGACCCUGACUGCCAGGACUCAUGAAAAGUGCAGUUGUUAUUUUUAGUCAGAGAAACGCAAGUAAGGCACCUGGAAGGUAGAAAGUCCGAAGCCAAGCAGCUCCAUCUCCAGCCUUGGGGAGUCCCGGUCCUAUCUUCAUCCUCUACGGCUCCAGAGGGCUGGGGCCUGCACCACAUUAGCACCAGGAGAGGUCCUCCGGCCUGCAUAUGUGCAGAGCCCUCCAGGCUUUGGGCCUGCUGCAGCUCGGCUGCACAUUGUUGGGUAGAGAGGGAGCCGAGGGGAAACUGGGGUGGCAAGCCAUCUGCGAGGAGACCGGAGACUUGAAUGUUCAGGACCAGAAUGGGGCAGCGGGAGAUUGCUGCUGGCUUGCACUUUCUAAUUUUAGAGAGCUUAAAAAACAACUCAUAUAAAUGGGGUCUAAAAAUUGUCACUUGUAUACUUUUGUUUGGUAUAGUUUAAUAUGCUUGGGCAAUAAAUGCUAACAUGCAAAUGUGAUCAUAGCCUGUUAAAUGCUUCUGAAAAGAAAGAAAGAAAACAAACAAACCAAAAAACCAGGGAUGAGAAGUAGGACCUUUUGAGUGGAAAGCCAUUUUUAAUUUAUUCUUUGAUGUGUAUGGUGAGUAAAGCCUGGAUCACCAGUCAGGGAGAAGCCUCCUACACCUGAGAGCAAGACCUAUGAAAUAAAGAUGCCUUUGAUCCA
Messenger RNA from Peromyscus leucopus (white-footed mouse), 3069 nucleotides. RefSeq names its product modulator of VRAC current 1 (gene Mlc1). Gene Ontology annotation, biological process: regulation of response to osmotic stress. The coding region runs from base 400 to 1638 and encodes 412 amino acids. Gene Ontology annotation, cellular component: endoplasmic reticulum; plasma membrane; cytoplasmic vesicle. NCBI's taxonomy places the organism in Eukaryota, Metazoa, Chordata, Mammalia, Rodentia, Cricetidae. The record is from RefSeq and is a predicted model, not a curated record. The transcript has 12 exons.